GGGGCCGCAUCCGCCUGACGCCGGAAGUGUCUUUUCGCCCCUGCCGCCGGACCAUGGAGACGGUGGCACAGUAGAGCCUGUGGUGUAAGGAUUGUGGGGGCGGUGGCCAUGGAGGCCGUGCUGAACGACCUGGUGUCUGUGGAUGAUCUGAUGAAGUUUGAGAAGAAAUUCCAGUCUGAGCAGGCAGCAGGCUCAGUGUCCAAGAGCACGCAGUUUGAGUACGCCUGGUGCCUGGUGCGGAGCAAGUACAAUGAUGACAUCCAUAAGGGCAUCGCGCUGCUCGAAGAGCUGCUGCCCAAAGGGAGCAAAGAGGAGCAGCGCGAUUAUGUCUUCUACCUGGCCGUGGGCAACUACCGGCUCAAGGAAUAUGAAAAGGCCCUAAAGUACGUGCGCGGGCUGCUGCAGACGGAGCCCCAGAACAACCAGGCCAAGGAGCUGGAACGGCUCAUUGACAAGGCUAUGAAGAAAGAUGGCCUGGUGGGCAUGGCCAUCGUUGGUGGCAUGGCCCUGGGCGUGGCGGGGCUGGCUGGACUCAUCGGACUUGCUGUGUCCAAGUCCAAAUCCUGAAGGAGACUGCACCUGCUGUUCCACCCAGUGCCCUGCAUGGGCACUUUUCAAAGAGGAGCCAUCUAUCCUUGUGGGCCUUUUCCUGUUCUCCCCUGCACCCUUGUCAUUGUCCUCGGCUUCCCUGAGACCUAUUUGUUUAGCCCCCAAGUCAUGUGGUUUGGGAUGAGUGUAAAUAAAAUUGAGCCAAACUUGGGAA
Chinchilla lanigera (long-tailed chinchilla) is the source of this 763-nucleotide messenger RNA. RefSeq names its product fission, mitochondrial 1 (gene Fis1). Gene Ontology annotation, biological process: autophagy of mitochondrion; mitochondrial fission; mitochondrial fragmentation involved in apoptotic process. Gene Ontology annotation, cellular component: peroxisomal membrane; mitochondrial outer membrane. The transcript has 5 exons. Lineage: Eukaryota; Metazoa; Chordata; Mammalia; Rodentia; Chinchillidae. Gene Ontology annotation, molecular function: protein binding. The record is from RefSeq and is a predicted model, not a curated record. Bases 109 to 567 code for a protein of 152 amino acids.